UGGGUGGCUUUCACACGGCUAGUCGGCGUGGAGCACGUCUUCGGGUACGAGUGCGCGCACGACGCCUCGGAACGCCAGUCUGAAGCCCUCGGCCCGUUCAUCCGCGCGGGCUACGUCACCUACCUCCCGCUGCACCGCAUCCUCUGCGUCGCGUACAACGUCUUCCCCGAGCAGAACGGCACGAUUCUGCACUUCCUCAAGGAGUAUCGCAACGCGUCCACGUGGGUGCUGUUCUGCGACGCGGAUGAGUUCGUUUUCGACCCUCGGGAUCUCCGCGCGGGCUUCCACUUCCGCUUCAUGCGCAACGUUUCUCUCGCGGAUCCCGUUGUCACACAGGUCCUCGCGCCAACCAUUUUCUUUGUUGGCAACAGCGAAGCCCCUCACUCCUCCCUGCUCUUUCGCCGUUUUACAAAGUGCCAGCACUUAGCGUACUGGCGGCAGCACCUGCAGCGCUCGAAGCCCAUCGUGUGCGUGGCGGCGGUGGAGCAGUGGGCGGACAUGCGCGUUGCGCCGCAUUUCUUCCCCAUGGCCGUGGGCACAACUGAGCGCGCGGAUCCCGCGCAGCUGCGCAUGCACCACUACUGGGGGCCGCGGGGGACGGGGUUUGGCGCAGAGACGAGGGAGUUUGCGAAAGCAGUGGAGAGGGAUUUUACCAUUCAGCCUUAUCCUCUCAGCUACGUUCAGUGUCUCUUACUACUUGUGGCUGCGUCACUCAGCUCAGUGCACUCCUUUCUCUCGUGUUUGGCCUGGGAUGUGACGCUUGCUGAUGCCUGCUUGGUGCUGGGUGCCUGCUUGGUUCUGGGUGCUUAA
Messenger RNA from Closterium sp. Naga37s-1, 810 nucleotides. The record is from the annotation of a GenBank genome assembly. NCBI's taxonomy places the organism in Eukaryota, Viridiplantae, Streptophyta, Zygnematophyceae, Desmidiales, Closteriaceae.